Didymodactylos carnosus is the source of this 1191-nucleotide messenger RNA. NCBI's taxonomy places the organism in Eukaryota, Metazoa, Rotifera, Eurotatoria, Philodinida, Philodinidae. The record is from the annotation of a GenBank genome assembly.
AUGAUGAGUGCGUUGACGAUCGAAAGAGCAAUCGGUUUUGGAUCUGUUACUAAUGAACUGCUCUACAGCAUUGGAUAUAUAACAAAAACUGAACGAGAUCCAUUUGAUGAAUUCAUUAUUCCUCUUGAUCGAAUAGACGACUUUAAUGGAAGUGAUCGUGAAUCUUUACGCCAGAAUGUGAAAGAAGAGCAAUUGUGUCAGGAUACAAGAGAUUUAUUUGAUAACCAACCUACCUUAUCAACUAAUACACAAUCAGACGUGAUGUUGAUGCAUGGUUAUACUGAUUAUAUUAUACACAAUAUUUCACAUCGUUCAUCUUCAUCAUUAACCACUGUUACUAAUGAUGAAAAUAUGGAAAAAAACAGAAUUAUGAAUAAUGAGAUCACAGCGUAUUUAUCAGUUGUUAUAAUGAAUUGGAAUCGUCCAGAAUAUGUUAAAAGAAUUGUUCAAUUAUUAGUAAAUGAUCGAAGAAUAAAAGAAAUUAUUAUCUGGAUAUGUAAUUCAAAUCCAAAAACAUUUGUUCAAUUUAAACAUCGAAAAGUAAAAAUAAUAAAAAAACCAGAAGCUAAUAAACAAUAUGGUUUAGCAGUAAGAUUUCAUGGUUGUAGGAUGGCAAAAUAUGAAUGGGUUAUUAUACAAGAUGAUGAUUUAAUUAUAACUGAAUUUGACUUAACUAGAAUGAUCGAAGCCAAACAAAAUUUACCUUCUUAUGAAAAACAUCGUUUAAUUUGUUUUAAUGAUGAUGCACGUGUUCGUCGAUAUACAUAUUCGAAACAAGCCCCAAAAAAUCAUGAACCAUUUAUAGUUUGUUUAACUCGUCAAUUAUUAGUUGAUCGUUUUAUGUGUAAUAAUUUUUUUAAAUAUUCAUAUUUAAUGGAAUAUAUGUUUAUUAAUAAUACACGUGUUAAAUAUUGGAAUGGUGAAGAUAUUUAUUUAAAUUUGGUUAAUAUGCAUGUAACUAAUGGUUUAUUACCUUUAAUAUUAACAAAUGCAACACGUUUAACACUUCCAUAUACAUCUGGUCAAAGUAGUUCACCUUACCAUUUUCAACAUAGAUUUCAAUUUUUAAAAGAAGCAGCUAAACGCUUAAAUAUUACAGAUGAUUUAUAUUAUAAUCAACAACAUAAAGACAAAUUAGAUAGAGAAAAUAUAGAAAGAGUUCGGAAAGAAUUGCAAAAGUUGACAUUGUAG